ACCUAUGUGGCUUGAUUGUGUUUUAUCUUGAAGGAUUUAGGACGGAAGUGUAGCAUUUUACCACCUGAAUAGUAAUUUUGCUCUGUGUGUGUGUUUGUGUGUGUGUGUGUGUGAGAGAGAGAGAGAGAGAGAGAAAAGGAAGAAAAGAGGGUCGCCAAUAGUGAAGUGCUGCUGGGUUGGAAGAAGGGUACGAGGUACUUUUUUAAAAUUAUUAUUGUUCGUACACUCUGCCCGUUUCCACCUUCUGGCGAAAGGUUGAACGGUUAAAAUGGAGGCGGACAGAUCCGGUGGAGGACCAAACCCGAACUCCGGAGGCGGCGGCAGCAGCAGCAGCAGCAGCAGCAGCGGAGCGGGGCGCAACCCAAACGGGCCCAAAGCAGCACCGGGCCAGGCGACAUCAGCUGCGGUGACCGGGGCGAUGGCAGCAGCAGCAGCAGCGGCGGCGGCGGCGGCGGCGACCGGGGCCAUGCCCGGAUCGGCGCAGACUCGGGAGCUGCAGGACGGGGACUCGGGUAUGACGCUUCCUGGGAUCCUGCACUUCAUCCAGUACGAGUGGGGACGCUUCCAGGCCGAGAAAUACCGCUGGGAGGCUGAGAGGGACGAACUCAGGGCUCAGGUGGCGUUCCUACAGGGUGAGAGGAAAGGGCAGGAAAAUAUGAAACAGGACCUGGUGAGGCGGAUCAAAAUGCUGGAGUACGCCCUCAAACAGGAGAGGGCCAAGCACCAGAAGUUGAAGACAGGAAAUGACCAGAGUCUCGGAGAUAAGAAACCAGAGACAGAGGCAGACCAGCUUCCCAAUGGGCCGGCUGAGUCAGACUCUGAGCCAGCCAAUCAGAUGUCCUGGAAGGAGGGACGUCAGCUACUACGCAAAUAUCUUGAAGAAGUGGGUUAUUCAGACACGAUCCUGGACAUGCGGUCUAAGCGAGUGCGGUCUCUGCUCGGACGGAGCAGCCCAGAGGCUAAUGGGCCUCCGCCCAGUGAAACCUGCCCUGAGCCUGAAUCCCGGGCAGGUGGAGAGUCGUUGUUGGUCAGACAGAUAGAGGAGCAAAUCAAGAGAAAUGUCAGUGAAAAAAUAGCACAUCCUGAUCUCAAAAGCCAACAGAACAAGAUGCACAAAAGAGGUCUAAAACGGAGGGCUUCCUCCAUCAUGCGAACAUGGAACGCGGGCAAGGAAAGCUCUAAGGAACGUCUGGGUGGCUCUGUGCUCGAUAAGAUCCCCUUCCUGCAUGGCUGUGAGGAUGAUGAUGAAGAUGACAGUGACGAGGAAGAUGACUUCCAAGGCAUGGCCACUGACUGCAUUGAUGGACCGCGCAAAAACAAGAAGUCUCGCGUAAAGAUGGGUUCAGAGCCCAUGACCACCGACCUGGACCCCGAGGACGAGGAGGACGAAGACGACUCGGAAGAUGCCCUCAGUGAAUUUGACUUCCUGGGCUCGGGGGAGGAUGGGGAGGGGGCGGGAGAGGCCCGGAUCUCAGGGGAUGGACGGGAGUUAGAGAACCGCAGGAACAAGUUACAAGGCAUGAUGUCGGACUUCCCCCCUAAACCCACCCCGCCCCCUUCUGUAUCGGGACAGGCUCGCUCUGGAGAAGGUGGCGCCCUGGGUUUCUCCUCUGACGUCUUCAUUAUGGAUGCCGUUGGCGGAGGGGACAUGAACCUUGGUGAACUGGCUGAUCUCACGGUCGCCAAUGACAAUGAUCUCUCCAUGGAUAUGCAGGAUAACAGAGAGGAGUUCAAGAAGACGUGGAACCCUCGUUUUACACUACGCAGCCACUUUGAUGCCAUCCGCGCUUUGACAUUUCACCCCAGCCAAGCAGUGAUGCUCACAGCUUCUGAGGAUGGAACACUAAAACUGUGGAACCUCAACAAGGCCAUGCACUCUAAAAAGAACGCGGCGUUGGAUGUUGAGCCAAUCUACACAUUUAGAGCGCACAGUGGGGCCGUUCUGUCACUGACCAUGGGUGAGGACGGAGACUCCUGCUUCAGCGGAGGUCUAGACGGAACUGUGAGAUGUUGGAAGAUGCCAGACCUCAACGUGGAUCCUUAUGAUAACUAUGAUCCUGGCAUCGAGAGCAGUGUACUAGCAGGCCAUGAGGACAGUGUGUGGGGUCUAACUUACUCGGCAGUCCACCAUCGUCUUGCCUCAUGCUCAGCCGAUGGCACCAUUCGCAUCUGGGACCCUCAGAACUCGGCCCCCUGCCUGUCUGUCUUCAAUAAGGAGAGAGAGCAUGGAACACCCACCUCAGUGGCCUUCGUGGCUGCUGACCCCAACCAGGUGGUGGUGUCAUUUGACGGCGGUGAGACGCUGCUCUACGACCUAAACACAGAGCAGAGCACCACUGCGCUGGAGACGCAGACAAAGGAUGGCAGUGAACUGAUCAACAGAGUGGUCAGUCACCCAUCUGAGCCCAUCUCCAUCACUGCACAUGAGAACCGCACCAUCCGCUUUCUAGACAACAAGACAGGUAAGGUUGUCCACUCUAUGGUGGCUCACCUGGAUGCGGUCACCUGUCUCACUACAGACCCUAAAGGCACUUACCUCAUCUCUGGCAGCCACGACUGCUCUGUGCGCCUGUGGAUGCUGGACAACAGGACGUGUGUGCAGGAGAUCACGGCCCAUAGGAAGAAGCACGACGAGGCCAUUCAUGACGUGGCGUUCCACCCUUCGCAGCCCUUCAUUGCCAGUGCUGGCGCAGAUGCACUUGCCAAGAUCUUUGUCUGACAGCACUGCCGUCGUUCUGGUGAGAAUCCUACAAAAAAAAAAAUAACUGGGCCAAAAGAGACUGAAGACUACAGUGGACAAAUUUCACCUGCUUACACACACACACACACACACACACACACACACACACACACACACACACACACACACACACACACACACACACACACACACACACACACACACACACACACACACACACACACACACACACUUGUUCUGCACCCCACUGGCUGGGUCAUCGCCACAGGACCCCACCUCCCAUCAAUCCCUCCCUGUUCUCCGAUGCCUCAGUGACUUCUUGUAAUACUAACCACACUGCUUUUUUAUAACUUUAAAAAUCCUGGCUGCUCCGUUUUCAAAUAAUCAUGUUUGGAGUAACACUUUUCUACACUACAAUAUUCUGUUCUGCUUUUUUGUCAGUCUACCAACUAUUAACACCGUGUUUGUGCACUUGAACUGCUGACACACUACUCACAUUUUACAGAGAACCACCAAGGAGGCGCUCACUCUGCAAAGCAGUUAACAAAUUGCUUGUGGCUAACAUACGUAUGUAGGCACGACUAACAACAGUAACCUUUCCCAGCAUCUGCAGAAAACACCUGACCAACCUCUUCAUCGGGAAUCAAUGUUUUACAUUCCAAAGACUCCGGGUAGAGUGUGUGCGAUGUUGCAUAUGGGGUUGGUGAAUGUUAAACUUAGCAGUGUGUGAUGUGAGGAGGCAUCAGACAGUCGCUAACUAGUGCUGAACAAAUAGCUUUAAGUUCAACUGUAUGGCCAAGACACCAAGUCUCAUUGUACGUCUGAGUAUUAUAGAGUCCCCAUGAUUCUGCCUCUACUUAUGUGUGUGUACAUGUGAGAUUUGAAGUCACUCUGCCGUACAAGAUAAAGGAACACGUUUCCGCAGUCAUGAACCAUUUCUGCAGAUGUAUAGAUUGAACUCAACUCUGCAGACUGAUGCUCUCACAUCACAUUAACCAGCUAAAGAUAGACACCAUGAGAGCACAGUUAAGGACUGCAGACUAAAGAGGUGUGAAGCUAGUCUGUCUGCUCUCAACAAAUGACGCAGAUGUGUCAUUUGCUGCUUUUUACUGUACAGAAGAGUGUGCAUGUGUGUUUGUAUAUGCACUAGUUAAAUCACGGUGCUAUGAAAGACCUUGUCAGUCUUGAGUCAGAAUCAGGGACUUGUUUUGUGUGUGUGUGUGAGUGUGAGAAUGAGAGACUGUUUCUCACUCAUCGGGCUAUAGAUCCACAAAGAGUGAAUCGACAUUUUAAAUGACAUUUCAUCCUUGAAUCAUUUCAUUAACUGUAGUCACAUUUCAGAAUUAAGGUUCACUGUUCAUUUUUCUCAUUAGAGGGAUGUGAAUAAUGUCGGAGUGUACAGAGCUGAUGGUAAUUACAUUACAGCCAGGACCACCUGGACUGAAAAAGGUUUCCUGAGACGGUUCAGAUCGUCUUUUUAAUUUCAUCUUGAAGUCAGUUGCCGGAUUGUUGGCGGCUCUGGCUUGUUAUUUAUUCAGGCUUUCAAAAAAAAAUAAGCUUGACAUUACAUUCACUUGUGUGUUAAUGUGAGGUUUCCUCUUCUGGUGUGACGUGCAUCAGUCGCACGGUAGUACGUUACCCAGAAAGCUAAUGAUGUGAAGCUGCUCUCUUUCUGAAGAGGCAUUCUGGGAGAAAUUGCUCCAGGGGAAAGGUCCAUUUUAAAUUCACACACUUUUGUCAUUUCAGCAAGAAAAAUAGAAAGUAUUGAUUUAAGAUGCGUGGUUGUCAGUUAAUAUUAGACCAGGCACCUAAUCUGUCUUGCCGAUCUGUUAUGGUUCUUCUAUUUUGAACAUAACCCAUAACAAUUGGCUUAGAUGGAAACAUUGUUGUUCCUUUGAGACACCUCACAUUUAUUUAUAUUCCUGUCCUGCAUUUAUACUGGUAACGGCCUGACACGUUAGAAUGCUUCGGGUAAAAGUUGCCCAGCAACGGCUGACCUGACUUCAAAUUACUUGACAUUUUAUUUUACCUUUAGCUUGAGAGGACUGAUGCAAUCUGGUGUUAAAUCAGUUGGUUACGGGGCACCCUCCAACUCUUCAAGAUUACAGGGUCACACUAGGGGUCAGAGGUCAUAUCUCUAGGGUUGCCUAGAGGUAUACACUCCUUUCCUAAUCACUGUGGACACUAGCAUUAAUAGUGCCGAUAUCUUUUUUCCUGAAUCAGAGUGGUGGACUGUUGUCUGAAAUAGAAAAAGAGAAUAUCAGUGUGCAACUAUAUUAUUGUACUGCUGCUGGGCAUAACGUCCUGUUAUCUCAUUUAACUACUAUUUGCGUCCACUUUGCACUACAUCUAAGAGUGGAUACUUUUGUGUGGAGUGGUUACAGACAGGGUGCAGAAAUAAUGUUUUGCAGGUAUUUCUUAUACAAUCUGGAGUAAGUAAGUGUGGAACCUGCUGCGACUCGGUUAUUUGAGAAUGAGAGCUACUGAUGGCCAGCCGAUUCUUUCGUUUCACUCUGAGCUGCUAUGGCCCCUCUCUGAGAAUAAAGACAAAUCAGUAUGACACAUCAAAAAAGAAAUCAAAACCGAGGUUGUAAAUGAUGACUAGAGAUGCCAUUAUGUGCUGUAAAUGUCCAUCAUUUCCUUGUUUUCUUUCUUGCAUUUCUUUUCUUUGAGUAUGAAUAUGAUUAUUAAGAUGUAAGAAUACUGUAGUAUCAUAAGUGAAUCAUUCUUCCUUGCUAGGCAUAGAACUUGCUUGUGAUUGAUAAUGGCAAUGUAUAACUUGUAAAAAAAGCAAAAUCAUUAAAAAACAUGAAAAAUUAAGAAAACAACAAAAAAAUCUGUUACCAGUCAGAGGCCAAGGUAAAGGACUCUCAUUUCUUUGUGUUUUUAUUUUUUUAUUAGCAAUUUAUCACUGUGUGAUAUUUUGUACAUCAUAUUAAGCUGUAUUCAAACUAUUUCCUCUAACUACAAGGGAUAGGAGACCUGCUUUUUAUUAAUUUUGUUUUAUUAUAUAUUUUUGAACUGCAUUCUAGCUUGUAUCAAAUGACUUUCUCUUUUUGUUUACGGGUCCCCUGUUGUAUGUCAUUAAGGAAGAAAAAAACAAAAAAUGAAGAUUUUGUACAGUGAAUUGA
This is a messenger RNA of Micropterus dolomieu (smallmouth bass), 5832 nucleotides long. RefSeq names its product striatin, calmodulin binding protein 4 (gene strn4). Gene Ontology annotation, cellular component: dendrite. NCBI's taxonomy places the organism in Eukaryota, Metazoa, Chordata, Actinopteri, Centrarchiformes, Centrarchidae. Gene Ontology annotation, molecular function: protein phosphatase 2A binding; armadillo repeat domain binding; protein-containing complex binding. Bases 269 to 2719 code for a protein of 816 amino acids. The record is from RefSeq and is a predicted model, not a curated record. The transcript has 19 exons.